AUGAGCAUUUUUCAGGCUGAAUGGAUAAAGCAAAAUCUACCCCGACACCUUCAGCAGGUACAGGAAUGGCUGUGCUUGAACUGCCAGACCCAAAGGGCAAUGUCAGGACAGCUUGGAGAUAUGGGCAAGGUGCCACUUCUGAAAACAGGUCCUUCACAACCAACAUCCAAACCACCUGCUCCUCCUCAGAAACGGCCUGUGCCUGCUGUCUCCCCUUCCCCUCAGAAGACUUCCACACCGCCCACUCCAGCAGCAGCAAAGCCAAAAGAAGAACCAGGCGUUCAGAAGGAAGCUCCAAAACUUCAGCCGGGGAGAUUGGAGAAAACAUUGUCAGCUGAUAAAAUCCAGCAAGGAAUUCAAAAGGAAGAUGCAAAAGCUAAACAGGGAAAACUUGUCAAGACACCCUCAGCUGAUAAAAUCCAACAUGCUUCUCAAAAGGAAGACCCAAGGAUUCAGCAAACAAAAUUGACAAAGACAGCCUCCUAUGACAGAGUUUUGCAGGAAGUUCAGAAGGAGGAUGGAAAACUUCAAGAAGCAAAGCUGGCAAAAACAUCCUCCGCUGAUAAAAUUUUGCAGAGAGCUCAGAAGGAAGACAUAAAACUCCAAGAGGCAAAAUUGGCAAAGGUACCCUCAGCUGACAAAAUUUUACAGGGAAUUCAGAAAGAAGACCCAAAACUCCAACAGAUGAAAAUGGCAAAGGCACUGUCAGCUGACAAAAUCCAACCUGCAGCUCAGAGGGAAGAAGCAAAACUUCAGGAGGUAAAAUUGCCAAAGGCAGCUUCAGUUGAUAAAAUUCAACAUGGAAUUCAGAAAGAUAUAAAACUUCAACAUGAAAAAAUUAAGAAAACUUCAUCGGUGGAUAAAAUCCAAGAGGAAGGUCAAAAAGAAGAAACAAAACUUCAGCGAGGGAAACUCUCUAAGACACCUUCAGCAGAUAAAAUUUCUGCAACAACAACUGCAGACCAAAAGACACCCCUAAGCACAUUGGAAGAAGAUAAAGAAACUGUGCUCCCAGAAAAGAGCACACCACAUCCAGAAGACAAAAAGGAAGAAAUUACACCUGAAAUUAAAGACCAUGUUGCUGAAGAGAAAGCAGAAGUUGAAGCACCUUAUAAGGGACUGCAGGCUAAGGAGCAAGAAGAUGUUAAGAAAGAGGAUUUGACAACUGGGAUUUCACAAGAGGUUUUGAAAGCUGAAAAAGCUCAGGAAGCAGAAAUUCCUGUUCAAACAGCACCUUUGUCAGGAGCCGACCACGUGGAAGCAGUACGAGAAAAAAUAGAAAAGGAGGAUGACAAAUCAGACACAUCAAGCUCUCAGCAGCAGAAAAGUCCACAAGGUCUGAGUGACACCGGGUAUUCUUCUGACGGGAUAUCAAGUUCACUUGGUGAAAUUCCAAGUCAUAUCCCCACUGAUGAAAAGGAUUUACUCAAAGAAAUUAGUAAGAAAGACACCAUUUCACAAGAAAGUCCACCAAGCCCCUCAGAUCUAGCUAAAUUGGAAAGUACUGUACUCUCAAUUUUAGAAGCUCAGGCAAGCACUCUUUCUGAUGAAAAAUCUGCAAAAAGCAAAGAGCUUUCUGAAACAUAUGGUGAACAGACAAAGGAUCAACUUAAAACAAAGCCUUUGCCCGUCACUCCAGAGUCUUACAGUUCCGAUGAGGAAGACUUAAAAGCUAUCAAAGAAGGUGAAGGAACCAUUGUAGAGGAGGGCAAAGGAACUGCCUACUCCCAGGCAGACUACAAGGAAGAACAAGAAGGAGAUGACAUAUCAGCAAGAAGACAACAACGCUAUGACUCUGUGGAGGACAGCAGUGAGAGUGAAAACUCACCUGUCCCAAGGAGAAAAAGAAGAACUAGUGUUGGUUCUUCAAGCAGUGAUGAGUACAAACGCGAUGACAGCCAGGGGUCAGGUGAUGAGGAAGACUUCAUUAGAAAACAGAUUAUAGAGAUGAGUGCUGAUGAAGAUGCUUCAGGUUCUGAAGAUGAUGAAUUCAUUAGAAAUCAACUCAAAGAGAUCAGUGCAGCUGAAAGCCAAAAGAAAGAAGAAGUCAAAAGCAAAGCCAAAGGAACAGCUGGAAAACACAGAAGAAUGGCACGGAAAAGCAGUGCAGGCUAUGAUGAGGAUGCAGGAAGAAGACAUUCAUGGCAUGAUGACGAUGAUGAGACUUUUGAUGAAAGCCCAGAGCCAAAAUACAGGGAAAGUAAAAGUCAAGACAGUGAAGAACUUGCAGUAUCUGGAGGAGGAGGCCUUCGACGUUUCAAAACAAUAGAACUAAAUAGUACAAUAACAAGCAAAUAUUCUGAAGUAUCUGAACCACAAAAAGGUAUUUUAUAUUUUGAUGAAGAGCCUGAGCUAGAGAUGGAGAGUCUUACAGAUUCACCAGAAGAUAGAUCUAGAGGAGAAGGAUCUUCUAGUUUACAUGCUUCUAGUUUCACACCAGGUACAUCUCCUACUUCCGUGUCAUCACUUGACGAAGACAGUGACAGUAGUCCUAGUCACAAAAAACUGGGAGGGGAGAGCAAACAACAGCGCAAAGCAAGGCAUCGGACACAUGGUCCUCUUCUUCCCACUAUUGAAGAUUCUUCAGAAGAAGAAGAACUACGGGAAGAGGAAGAACUGCUAAAGGAACAAGAGAAACAACGUGAAUUAGAACAGCAACAAAGAAAAAGUUCUAGCAAAAAAUCUAAAAAGGACAAGGAUGAGCUCAGAGCCCAGAGAAGAAGGGAGCGUCCAAAGACUCCACCAAGUAAUCUUUCUCCCAUUGAAGAUGCAUCUCCAACAGAAGAACUACGACAGGCUGCAGAGAUGGAAGAGCUGCACAGAUCUUCUUGUUCUGAAUAUUCACCCAGCAUUGAGUCAGAACCUGAAGGUUUUGAAAUCAGCCCAGAAAAAAUAAUAGAAGUGCAAAAAGUUUACAAAUUGCCUACUGCUGUCUCUCUGUACUCACCAACAGAUGAACAACCAACUGGACUCCCAAAGGAAGAAAGUGGCCAAAAGACAUUGAAAAGUGCUGAAGAGGUAUAUGAGGAGAUGAUGCAUAAGUCCAAAUCAUUUCAAAUGUCAAAUGAAAAAGAUGAUGUAUUUGAAAAAGAAUCUUUAUAUGGUGGAAUGCUAAUAGAGGAUUAUAUUUAUGAAUCUUUAGUAGAGGAUACUUACAAUGGAACUAUUGAUACUGGUCUUGUUAUGAGACAAGAUGAGAGCAGUGAAUAUAUACAACAGAGAGGAAAAGAGAAAAAACCUAAAACUUCAGAACAGGUCUAUGAUGAACCUCAGAAAAUUAGUGAUCUAGAGAAAGACUACUAUAGUGUUGAGACUUUGCAUACUAUUGUGCCUCAAGAAGAUAUUGUUUCUAGUUCUUACAUUAUCCCAGAAAGUCAUGAAAUAGUUGUAUUAGACAGCACAGUAACUUCCACCAUGGAGGAAAAGCAUUUGUUAGAUGCAGAAGCUGCUUAUGAAGAGCUUAUGAAAAGGCAGAAAAUGCAGCUAACCCCAGGGUCUAGUCCAACACAACCAGCUUCAGAUUUCAUUCCCGCAUCUGAUACAAAGGUAUCUGGUGGUGGAGAAAUAGUGGAUAGUACAUCUUUAACAUCAAGCACUACUUCAGCAAUCUCAGACGUAUCACCUGUCAGUAGCACAACACUUUCUAUCCCAGAUGUUAAAAUAACACAGCAUUUUACAGCAGAGGAAAUUGAAGAUGAAUACUUAACAGAUUAUGCUAGAGAAAUUCAAGAAAUAAUUUCUCAUGAAACAUCAAUAUUGACAUACUCUGAGACAUCGGAAGGUGCUGCAUCAGUUUUACCUUCUGAUACAGCUUCCUUAACAUCAUCUACAUCUUCAGUUUCUACCACAGAUAGUUCCUCACCCAUAGAUAGUGCAACCACAGGUUUUGUAGGUCCAGCAGACAGUGUAAGUAAACCAGCAGAUUCUGAAGGUGUCAGGAUAGUAACACAGGUUCCCUUAACAUCUGCAAAAGAGUACUCUGAAGUGAGCAUGUCUUUUGAAUCUAUUGUUGGAGCCACUAAAAAACCAUCUCUUGAAUCAGAUGCAGAGAGUGUGAAGCAAACUGCAGUUUGUUUGCCUGAAACUGCACCUUUAGUGGUGGAAACUGCAGUUACAAAAUCCAAGGAAUAUGCAGCUGACAUCAUUACCUUUGAUACCUCCAAAGCAGAGAAGGAAGAAGCUAGAAAAAUUAAAAGUACGGUAGAGGCUGGCAGUGUCAAAAUUCAUCGUGAAGAGCCACACAAAGAAUUGAGUGUUGAUAUGACAAGGAUUGAUUUGACUAAUGCUGCAUCUGAGCAACCGCCUAUAUGUAUAGCACCAGUAUCAGUACCAGUUACAGAGCCUGCAUCUGAAACAUCUUCUGUACUCACUCACAGUGUUGUAAGUAAGACCAGCAUGGUCUCUGUGCCUUCCUCAGCUCCUGCUGUUUCAGCCAAAGUAUUCUCUCUUUUUAGAAGUUCUUCUUUGGAUUCUCCUCCUCGUCCUUCUCCACCCCCACCUCCUCCUCCUCCACCACCUCCUCCACCACCAUUACCACCACCACCUAUUUUACCCAAGCCAGCCAUUUAUCCCAAAAGGAAGUCACAGAUUAAGGCUCCAGCAGCAACAGCUCCCACAGCAGUUCCUCCAGUCACAAGUGUUCCAACACUAGAGUCCACAGCUGUAUUAAAGGAUCAUGUGGUACCUAUCACUAAAAUAUACACCCCAACACCACCUCCUGUACCACCCAAACCAUCCUCCAUUCCAGCAGGGCUUGUUUUCAGUCACAGGCCACCUGAAGUAACUAAACCUCCAAUUGCUCCUAAACCAGCAAUUCCUCCACUCCCAAUAGCUGUUCAUAAGCCAGCAGAAACACAGCCCAAACCAGUAAGCUUGGCAUUGACUUCAAGUAUGACUCUGAAUUUGGUGUCCACAGCUGAAUACAAAAUACCAUCUCCCACUUCCCCUUUGUCUCCACACUCUAACAAAUCUUCACCAAGGUUGGCAAAACCCUCACAGGAAACCUAUGUUGUCAUCACUUUGCCAUCUGAGCCUGGAACUCCCACUGAAGCUAUAACUAGCCAGGCUGUUACCAGCUGGCCUUUAGAAGCACCUUCUAAAGAACAGAUUCCCCCACCUAUGCAACCAGUUUUUACUACAUCCAUGAAAACUAUGGAUAUUCAAAGUAUGGCAGGUCAGAGUAUGUACAUUUCAGGUGCACUGCAAGCUAUUCCUGUGACAACACAAUCAACUUUUGAAAAAAUACCUAGUUCAAAACCAGAAGUAGUAACAACAGACAUAACCAAGACCACAGUGUCUGUGGUUAAGGGUCCAGUGCCUGGUUAUGGUUUAGGUAGUGUUGCUAUUACUAUACCUCCAGAGCCACUACAUAUUGUAGACCAACCCAGAUACAGAGAGAAUGGAAGAUUCCAUCCUUUGGGCGAUGUCAUCGAUCUUCGCACUUUAACUAAGAUGGACAUUGAAAUGAGGGACAGCUGUAUGGAUCUCUCUGCUGUUCCCAUGGAUGUAAGAAGGCAAAUGCCAGCAAGUGACACAGGUGGAAGGCCAGUAAGUACUGUCCAGCCAUCCAUAAUAAAUCUUAGCACUGCAUGUGUUGCUGAUACCUCUCUGCCUGCAGUCACUGAGACAGUGACUGUAAUGACUUGCACUGCCACUGUGAGCUACACCACCAGCACAGACAGCCUUGUGGAUCUGGGGCACGCGAUGACAACGCCACUGCAGCUAACAACAUCAAAACACUUUGAGCCUGCAUACAGAGUAACAGGCAGCCAGGCCUUCUCUGUAGGUAGAGAUGAAGUGCCAAUAAAUUUAUCACUAGGUACUUCAACACAAGCAGUGACAUGGGCUACUACAAAGCCUGUUACUGUACCACCUGUUGGGGUUACAAAUGGUUGGACUGAUCUCUCCACUUCUCAGGAGCCAGCAGAGAGUGGGGCCGUUGACCUUAGCACUACAAAAUCCCACAGAACAGUAGUAACAAUGGAUGAAACUGCUUCAGGUAUCAUAACAACAGUAAUAGAAGAUGAUGAAAAGCCUGUAGAUCUGACUGCAGGGAGAAGAGCUGUCUGCUGUGAUAUGGUUUAUAAAUUGCCAUUUGGUAGGAGCUGUACAGCACAGCAGCCUUCUACUACACUUCCUGAAGAUCGCUUUGGCUACAGAGAUGACCAUUAUCAGUAUGAUCGUUCAGGGUCGUAUGGUUACCGAGGAAUUGGAGGUAUGAAACCAUCUAUGUCUGACACAAAUUUAUCAGAAGCUGGACUAUUUGCAUACAGAAGCAAGAAUAGCUUUGAUUAUCGAGUUGGGGCAACUGAUACAGCAGUAGAUCUUACUUCUGGAAGAGUAACUACAGGUCAGUAUGACACAGCAGCAGAUCUUUCUUUGAAAUAUAAUUUUGAUGUUCCUCACCUCAUUUCAGGAUAAUUUUUUAU
Haemorhous mexicanus (house finch) is the source of this 6428-nucleotide messenger RNA. RefSeq names its product protein piccolo-like. The transcript has 3 exons. Gene Ontology annotation, cellular component: glutamatergic synapse; axon; cytoskeleton of presynaptic active zone. NCBI's taxonomy places the organism in Eukaryota, Metazoa, Chordata, Aves, Passeriformes, Fringillidae. Gene Ontology annotation, biological process: presynaptic active zone assembly; protein localization to synapse. Gene Ontology annotation, molecular function: structural constituent of presynaptic active zone. The record is from RefSeq and is a predicted model, not a curated record. Bases 1 to 6420 code for a protein of 2139 amino acids.